AUAAAACAUAAUAAAAAACAACUUAAGACGGGAGAACAGAAUACGACUGGAGCUCAGUAUUAAACCUUUAAUGAACCUGCCGAGUGGGUAGGACAGAGAGGUUUUCUUUGAGUUUACUGGACAGACUGGUUUAACAGGCAGGAUUAAAUCACUGAUCGACACUCCGGAGCAGGAGUGGCGGCACUGUACCUCCACCAACGCUUGAUUUAAAAAAAAAAAAAAAAAAAAAAAAACAACGAAGAAGAAGGAAAACAUCCGCUGUCAUAACUGGGGAGCCUGCAGUGAGUGCUGUGUGAUUUUUUCCUUAAGUCCUUAUGAAUUCAGUUUCUCAUCUCUCUUUACCGUUUUCCCGUGAGGUUAAGGACAAGUGGUCAGGAAAGGAUUGGUUUUAUUUACUAUUCGACCGCAGCCCAGCCCUUUCCGUCUUGACCAGAUAUCCGUUCCCUGGAUCGUCCUCGACAGGUUUUCGGUGUGGCUUGCUGGACUUGGUUGUUUCGUGUCGGACUCGUAAAUCAUGAGGAAGUCCCUGAGACGCUCUGGUGAAAUAAAGUAGAUCCUCAUCAGAGGCGAUGAGGACAGCUUACUCCUGGAGGUUGGUCAAGUUACUCGCAGUUUCAGUUGUGCUCGUCCUGUCUGUUGAGUUCAUAGUGAGACCACUGGAUAAACAUUUACCGAAGCCGAGCCCCCUGCCUGUGGAGGAGCACAGGGCCUUAGCCCCUGAGACAUACCAGUAUAUUUUCAACCAGCCCGCAGCAUGCAGGGACAGAAGCCCCUUCCUGGUUUUGAUGGUCCCCGUUGCCCCUCAGGAGGCUGCAGCAAGGGAUGCCAUCAGGAAAACAUGGGGCGCUCCGAGUCAGGACACCCUCACUUUAUUCUACAUGGGCCUGCCUGGGGGGGAGCAGGUGUCGAGCAUCCAGGACAAGCUGGAGGAUGAGAGCAGGAAACAUGGAGACAUCAUCCAGAUGAACUUCCAGGACAAUUACCAGAAUCUGACCAUCAAGGUCAUGAUGAUGAUGAACUGGCUGGCGACCUACUGCCCAAACGCCUCCUACGUCAUGAAGGUGGACGCUGACAUCUUUGUGAACGUGUUCUUCCUCAUCAGAUGGCUGAGAAGCUCUCCACGUGAAGGCUUCAUCACAGGGUCGGUGAUAAGCGAUGGCAGGCCGAGGAGGGACAGUAACAGUAAGUGGCAUGUAUCAGAGGAGCAGUACCCUGAAGACGGCUUCCCCCCGUAUGUGUCCGGAGCCGGGUAUGUGCUCUCUGCAGACCUGGCUGGCAGGAUCUCCUGGGCAUCCAGGUUUGUCCGGAUGCUCCCUCUGGAGGAUGUGUACGUGGGGCUGUGUCUGCGUGUGCUGGGUGUCCGGCCGGUGUAUUCCCUCAGCCUGCUGACCCUCAGGAAUCUGUUUGAAAUAAGAAACUUAGAGUACAACAGGUGCACCUUUGCCAAACACAUCAUCGUUAAUGGGUUAAAGCCAUCAAACCUGCUGCAGGUUUGGCAGGAUUUCUCCAAAGGCCAUACCAGCUGCUGACUGUGAAGUUUUACCAAGGUCUUCACAGGUAACACUAACAUGAGAACUCGAAGCAGGGUUAAAAAUCAUGAAAUAAAUAGCCUGCUGUUAAGGAAAGAAAGCCAUCUAUGGGGUGGGAUGUUCAGGUUAAAGGGUGAGGGGGUGGUGGUGGGUAUUUAGGGGGCUGCUCAGCUUUGCUUUGACAGAUCACAAACCAAAGAGGUUGGGAGCAGGUGGUUUAUGUCAGUUCUCAAAGCUAAAAUGCUGAAAACGUGCUGGUUGCACCUUCUCUGAUUCACUGCUCGUUUUUCUUUGUGUAAUAAUAUGUUAUGUUUUAGACUAUUUGUUGGAGAAAAUGAGCCAUUUGAAGAUGUUGCCUUGGAAAAGGUCAUUUCUGACAUUUUGUUGACAAUUCAUUGAAAAAACAGUCGACACAUGAAUGAAGAGCUCUCUAAUUAAAAGCUCAAGGUGAGGUCUUUAAAUGGCUUGUUUUUGUCUGACCAGCAGCUCAGAAAACUCAGGUUCCAAUCACAUCAGUAACAUCACAGACCAGAUGUCCUGUAACUCUCUGCAGCUGAAUCCUCAUAAUUUCAUACCGCUCACAAAUUCGACAGGAGAAGCUCUGCGUUUUAGCAUUUGACUUUAGCACUUUAGCGUUCGACUCUCAUCCCACUAGUCGAUUUUCGACAUUCAAACUGUUGCUUCAGUUGGAAUUGACAGUAAAAAAUAACUGUUGGCUGCACUAAAUGUUGUUCAGCCCAACUGCAGAGGAGACAACACUCUUCGCCCUGUUUACUGUAGGCAGCCAAAGUGCUUCGACUUCCUUAUCCAAAGUGCUGUUAAAGUGGAAAAGCUGUAUUUUUAGGACUGUACAGUAGUUCUGUCCUAAUUUAUCCUUGUAUUGUAUUGAGAUUGUAAUCUACACCAAAGGCUAUUUAAAAGUAGAUGCAUUUUACUGGCCUUGUACUUAAUCUUCAGUUUGUGCCUGAUGGGUUAUGUUACAAAACAGAGAUGAUAAAAUCUUUAUUGCAUUAUUGCUGUUAUCGCACUGCUACUGAGAGCUUUAUAUAAUCCAAACCUUUUAAGAUAACCUGCAGCCUAUUUGGUAGGUUACUGUGUCUAUUUUCAGUGUGUCUUAUGACAGAGUGCCUACUUACAUACAUGUUGUAGUUAUAUAUGACAGCCAGAUGGUGGCAGUAUGUGUCAGCAGCUGAUAUAGACAGCACUGGAGUGCAAAUGUCAAUCUCAGAAAAGCAUUGAAUUAUGUGCUUUUUACUCAGCUUUAAAGUUCUAACACACUGACACUGUGAUAUACUCUGCACCAAAAUGCCUCUUAGACUUAUACCUCAUUUCUGAAUAUUGGAGCUGUUUAUACUGAAUAUUACUGAGAAAAUAUACAGCAUCCUGUUUCCUAUGAAUGUUUGUCAGUGAGUCUUUUCAUUCUGCUGUAAUCAAUCACUGCUGCUUAAUAAAUGUUGGAAUAAAUGCUGUUUCCAUCCAGACUUAAUAAAAGUA
This is a messenger RNA of Toxotes jaculatrix (banded archerfish), 3023 nucleotides long. RefSeq names its product beta-1,3-galactosyltransferase 8 (gene b3galt8). Gene Ontology annotation, molecular function: N-acetyl-beta-D-glucosaminide beta-(1,3)-galactosyltransferase activity. Gene Ontology annotation, cellular component: membrane. Lineage: Eukaryota; Metazoa; Chordata; Actinopteri; Toxotidae. The transcript has a single exon. Bases 570 to 1529 code for a protein of 319 amino acids. The record is from RefSeq and is a predicted model, not a curated record.